This is a messenger RNA of Symbiodinium necroappetens, 1422 nucleotides long. NCBI's taxonomy places the organism in Eukaryota, Dinophyceae, Suessiales, Symbiodiniaceae. The record is from the annotation of a GenBank genome assembly.
GAUGAGCUCUUGGCCUUCCGCCCGUCGUACUUGAAGCAAGACGGCGUCAAACCCUGCGGAAGAAGCUGCAGUGCAGCUGCUCUUGGCAUCCUGACCGCGGGCAUCGUGCGCAGAGCGCGGCGGCCGCGAGGGAUGGCAGCGGCCAAGAGCAAAGGUGACAGCCAGCCGGUCCCCACUCCGAUAGGCAGAUACUACAUGUUCAUCCUCUUGUCCACGGCCGUUCGCAGCUUUGAAGCGGGCGUGGUGGCAUCCAUGAUGCCCGCCAUCAGAACAGGCCUUCAUCUGACAUACACCAGCCAGGGCAACGUAGCCGGCUCACCCGACUACGGCAUAGUUCCCAGUGGGCUGCUGGCAAUGGCCGUUUUCCGUCGCUUCUCUGCCUUCUCGGCGCUAACGACGGGCUACUUCAUCAUCGCCGGGGUGUCGAUCUUUUGCGCUUCCCGGCCCAGCCUGCCUACACUCAUCGCUGCGCGUGCCUUGGGUGGACUGUGCUGGGGUCUGGCAGCCGUGCACUAUCCGACUUGGGUGAAUCGGUAUGGACCCGCUGACAAGCGCACCCUGUGGAUGGCAGGGAUCAAUGCCAUGCUCCUCACAGGGAUCGUGAGCGGCUAUGUAGUCGGAGGCCUCUCGCGUGCCACGGGGGCUGCCAGCUGGGAGUUUCUGUACCUCAUGGAAGGCCUACUCAUGCUCGGCUGUGGCAUUUGUGGAAGCCGAUUCGCGAGCGAUGUCGUCCAGGAGGCCGAGGAGGCGGCAGCGGAGGUAGCCCCGGGUCACGACACGUCCUUCGUUCCGAAGGAACUGAGGGCACUGGGCCGUUCGGGCCUGUUCCUUUGCACAUUGGCGGCGGGAUGCUUCCAGUCUGGAUCGGUUGGCUUCAUGCUCUACUUCAUUACUCAAGCACUGGGAGCAAUCUUCCACUGGAGUGCCCAGACCAUCUCCAUCGUGGUCAGCAUUGUAAUCACGGUGGGCCCCAUCGGCGGAAUCAUCCUUGGGGCCAACUAUUUGAACAGCGUCGGCGGCUACCGCAACUAUCGUCGUGCCAAUGCCAUGACGGCGGUGUGCGCUAUUCUUAGCCUUCUCAGCGGCUGUUGCCUACCACUGGCAGGCUCCUCGCCGGUCAUUUACGGAGCUGCCAACCUUGGUUUGCUUCUCUUCGGGGCAGCACCGACGGCCGCGAUCAAUGGCAUCGCGGUGUCUUGCGUCCCAGAAGCGAAGCACUUUGCCUCGGCCACCCAAUUCGCUGCGCAGAAUCUGGCAAAGCUCUUGAUCCCGUUGCUGGGUGGGGCCGUGAUCGACCGCAUUGGGCUGGUGCGGGGAUACCACACUGUUACCAUCGGUGCCCUCAUCUUCUAUGCCAUGGCAGCUUGCACUGCUUACCUGCAAGCUGCCCGUCAGGACGAUGAGGAUGCAGACGAGGAGUGA